GUAUAAGUGGCCAUUGGCGGUCCCCUAUUCGCUGCUAACUAAACCUCCAGGCUUUGGUACUUGUAGGCGGUGUUCACUGGCCGCGAUAGUUACAGUGCACUAGACAGUCCGGACUACCUUGAAGCAUUCCUUCCACUUCACUUCACCUGACUGACUUCACUUCACUUCAGACGAGAGGUCUGGGCCAUCUGAACUUUCUGAACAGCGCAUCUGCCUUGUGAACUAGUGAUGAUAUCAGACGGUGUCCUCUUAUUCAGGUCCGCCUAUUUACAUUCCCCAAUGUUUACUUGUAUAUAAGGUACAUCCAAGCCACCCUCUAAUCCGUAAGUUCAUCUUCACAUCAUUCGGCUUCGCUGUAUCUGCUCUCCCAACCUCCUCGCAACCUUCGUAAGCUUUCUUAGGAAGAUCCCGUGGAAAACCGCAUGUGGCGUCUCAUACAUUAAUCCUAACACAUCCUUCGACUUCGGUGCACCCAGUACCGUCGACAACAACAUGUGGUCGCCCUUCAACACGAGGAAUGGCAACGGAGCCUCGCCAUCCUUGUCACGGCUGCUCACCCUAUCGACACUCGCCGCUCUCGCUCCCUUGAGUGACGCACAAUUCCCGCCAUAUCAAGCUGUCGGCUUGAAGACGGUCACCUCACCUUCCAACCCGAACAUCAAGAUCUCGUACAAAGAACCCAAGGAUGUCUGUACGACUGCUUUCAGACGGCAGAAGCAGUACACCGGCUGGGUUACCGUCCCCGGCGAGUACCCAACACACCUCUUCUUCUGGUUUGUUGGUGCCCGCGAGCCAACCUCUGCGCUGACAAUGAUGCUCAACGGCGGGCCCGGCUCGAGCUCCAUGUUUGGCCUCUUCGCCGAGAAUGGCCCUUGCCAGGUCGUCGAGAAAGGCGCCAACCGCCUGGAGACGGCCGCCAGAGAAUGGGGCUGGGACAGAGCUUCCAACAUGCUCUUUGUCGAUCAGCCCAACCAUGUCGGUUUCUCGUACGAUACUCCCACCAACGGUUCUCUGGACUUGACGACUGGGAUGGUGUCGCCUACCAUGCAAUUGCCUGAUAACCUGCCUCCCAGCCUCUUUCUCAACGGCACAUUUUCCUCAAACAACAUCCAAAACACGGCCAACACGACUCAGAAUGCUGCCAUGGCCGUCUACCACCUGCUCCAGGGGUUCCUGAGUACUUUCCCCGAGUACGUCCCGGACAAGCACAGCCCGUUGGGCGUCAACCUCUUUACGGAAAGUUAUGGCGGCCACUACGGGCCUGUCUUUGCCGACACCUGGCAGAAGGAGAAUGACAAGCUUUCAAAGCGCGCAAUGCCUCUUUCCAGACGACAGGAUGAUGCCAACAAUAUCCAAUCCCGUCCCCCCAAGGGCGGCAGUGGUAACCGCGAAAUCAAACUCACUUCGCUUGGCAUCAUGAACGGCUGCAUCGACGACCUCGUCCAAGGCUCCCGCUACGUCGAGAUGGCCAUCAACAACACGUAUGGCAUCAAGCUGAUCGACCAAGCCACGGCCGACGCCAUCACCUCGGGCUUCAACGCCCCCGACACGGGCUGCAAAGACCUGAUCCUCGCCUGCCGCCAAGCCCAAGCCGCUCUCGACCCGCUGGACCAAGGUACCGACGAAACCGUCAACCAGGUCUGCGCCUACGCCUCGCUCACCUGCCAACAGCUCCUCGGCUCCGUACUCGCCAGCGGCGCUAACGCCUACGACAUUGCGCACAUGGGUCCCGAUGCGUUUCCCGAUUACCACUACCUCGAGUAUCUCAACUCGCGCCGCGUGCAAGAGGCGAUCGGGUCCGUGGUCAACUACACGGAUAUUUCGCCCGUAGUCUACCAAGCCUUUUUCCAAACCGGGGAUAGGGCUCGCGGCGGGUUGAUCGCCAAGCUAGCUUCGCUUCUGCAGCGCGGCGUUCGCAUCGGUCUGGUGUAUGGCGACCGCGAUUACAUUUGCAACUGGAUGGGCGGCGAAGCAGUGUCUCUGGCUCUUGCCGACGCCAUGAAGGAUUUGGAUCCCAAGAGCCCGUAUCCGACCAAGUUUCCGCAGGCUGGGUAUGAGAACAUCCAGACCAAUAACAGGGAGGUCGGCGGAGUGGUGAGGCAGUUUGGCAACCUCAGCUUCAGCAGGAUUUAUCAGUCAGGUCAUUUCGUGCCUGCUUACCAGCCUGAGACGGCGUUUCGGGUGUUUGAGCGCAUUAUCGCCGGUAAAUCGGUUGCCACGGGUGCUAGAGUCAACCUGAGGGACUUUGCGACUCGGGGACCCAGGAAGGCUGAUAAACAGCUCCAGGCUCCCAAGGAUGUGAGCGCCAAGUGCUUUGCGAGGAAUUUGGGGUCGACUUGUACGCAGGAGCAGGUCAUGGCGAUCUUGAUGGGCGAAGGCGUGGUGAUUAAUGGGGUUUGGUAUAAGGAGAAGAAGGAUUGGAGUCCAGUGACGGCUAGGAGUCAGAUGGCGGAGCCGGAGUCUAAGAGGACUCUUGUGGGUAGGGCUGCGAGGUGGUUUGAGUAGGGUGUGUGCGCGUUUGUCCUAUCUCAUAGUGAACGCAUGCUCUUCAAAGAGCGCUUGAUGAUGCUGGAUAACACUGGAUGUCAGUUAGUAUGGUUAAUGAGUAUCAGUAGGUAAUGAUAACGAGUGUUUGUCAUGUGAAGUCUGCUGUUCUUGUCAUGUCCGGCCUUGAUAACUUGAUGCAGCUGUUCUCAAACUCGAAGAUAUCGGAAUCAGAGGUCAUGAGUUCUGUUGAAUCAUUCUAGCUCGGCAUUUGCUGUCCCCUUGUUGCUUGUCGACAACUGCUGCAUGGAGGGCUUCUCGUGUAGAUGGAGGACUACGUUCCAGAUGUGUUCUUUGUUUAC
Messenger RNA from Neurospora hispaniola, 2846 nucleotides. RefSeq names its product Alpha/Beta hydrolase protein. The coding region runs from base 493 to 2505 and encodes 670 amino acids. The transcript has a single exon. NCBI's taxonomy places the organism in Eukaryota, Fungi, Ascomycota, Sordariomycetes, Sordariales, Sordariaceae. Gene Ontology annotation, cellular component: fungal-type vacuole. Gene Ontology annotation, molecular function: serine-type carboxypeptidase activity. The record is from RefSeq and is a predicted model, not a curated record. Gene Ontology annotation, biological process: proteolysis.